Molecule: messenger RNA, 1367 nt
Organism: Pollicipes pollicipes
Lineage: Eukaryota; Metazoa; Arthropoda; Thecostraca; Pollicipedomorpha; Pollicipedidae
Gene: Non2
Product: upstream activation factor subunit spp27 homolog Non2
Exons: 4
Coding region: 70-771 (233 amino acids)
Source: RefSeq, a predicted model, not a curated record
GGCCCGGCGCCGCCGCCGCCCGGCCCCGGCCCUGCCGCGCCGGCGCCGUCCCGUUCCUUGCGCGUGAAAAUGGCGAGCGUUACGAGGGAGCAACUCCGGGCUGAAAUCGCCGCCCAGCUGGAGGAUGCCGACCUAAACUCGGUGUCUGCCAAGAAGGUGCGCCAGGCGCUGGAGAAGAAGCUGGACGAGGACCUGACCAGCCGCAAGAAGGAGAUCGACGAGCUUAUCGAUGAGGUGCUGAACGAGAAGGAUAAGGCCAGCGGCGCCGAGGACGACGAUGACGACGAGGACGCUGAGGAGGAAGAGGAGGAGAAGAAGCCAGCUCCCAAGAAGAGGAAGGCGGCGCCCAAGAAGGACGCCAGUGAUAGCGAUGAGGCUAGUGACGAUGACGACGAAGAGGAGUAUGCGCCCAAGAAGAAGCGCGGUGCCCCUAAGAAGCGCACCAAGAAGUCGGACAGCGAGGAGGACGACUGGAAGGCUUCCAAGAAGCCGGCGGCAAAGAAGGGAGGCGGAGCCAAGAAGGCCGGGACCGGGUACACAAAGCAGUGCAAGCUGUCUCCGGCGCUGUCCAAACUGAUGGGCGAAGAGCGUAUGGCGCGCCACGAAGUCAUCAAGAAGAUGUGGUCCAUCAUCAAGGAAAACAACAUGUAUGACCCGAAGAACAAGCAGUACGCUAUAUGUGAUGACGCCAUGUUCUCCGUGAUUGGCGUCAAGCGUUUCCGUACCUUCGGCAUGAUGAAGUACCUGAAGGACCACUUCACCAACGAGUAGGCGCUGCCGCUCGGUCCCAUCCGUCAUCCCGCCUGUCGGGCGUCUCUUCACGUCACCAGAUAGGUUAGAGUGUCAUCUGGAUAUGUUGUCUCCACGUCUGUCGCUCGGUCGAGCGCGCGCGCAGCGGCUCCCCGCCGGGGCUGCGCAGACGGGCAGCGGAGCCACGGCUCCCCACCGGAGCCGCGGCUCCGGAGCAACGCAGACGGGCAGCGACAGUCGUGCCGGGUUUGAGAAAAGCAGUCUUCAUCUGCAAUAUGGUUUCCGAUUUCUUCGUUGCCGUCUCCUGGUGCGUGUUGGCCCGGGGCAGCUGGUGGGCCGUUCGGACGUUUCUGUUCACUGUCCAGUGUCCUGGAAAGCCCGAUAGCAGGGUAGGCGUGGUGAGGGGUGCUCGCGCCGGACAGAGCGGUGCACCGGCUGUGUUCGCUGGCCGUGACAAAAAAUACGCGUUUUGAUUCGUAACUAGUUUUAUUUACUCGUGCUUUCUGAGCUUACGCGGCAUUUCUGAUAGUUGUGCGGUUUUGUUUGCAACGUGCGUUGUCUGUGAACGUCUAAUUGAAUGUCGUCUCUUUCUACAAUACAUGAGCUGGUGGACUACA